AUGUUCAAGGCUCUCAUCGUCGCUCUUGCCGCCGUCGCGGCCGCCAUCCCAACUCAGCAGCCUAGCAGCAAUAAGAUUGAGUGCAACAACACCGUGUUUUGCUGCGACAAACAGACGGUCGGGCAAGCUGGCAUCCCCAUUGACGCUCUCAAUCCUACGUGCACCAACUUGAACGUUCUUGCAGUUGACGCUCUCAAUCCCCCUUGCCCCGGGCAAACCGUCUGCUGCAACAAUGUCCAGCAAAAUGGUGUUGUCAACGUUGCCUGCACCCCCAUCAGUGCGUAA
This is a messenger RNA of Metarhizium brunneum ARSEF 3297, 285 nucleotides long. RefSeq names its product Hydrophobin-like protein ssgA (gene SSGA). The record is from RefSeq and is a predicted model, not a curated record. Gene Ontology annotation, molecular function: structural constituent of cell wall. Lineage: Eukaryota; Fungi; Ascomycota; Sordariomycetes; Hypocreales; Clavicipitaceae. Gene Ontology annotation, cellular component: fungal-type cell wall.